AUGUCUUACUGCAAAAAAGAAGGCAAAGAUAGAAUUAUAUUCAUCACCCCAGAAGAUUAUUCCAAACCUAGUACUAUAAAAAUCAAGGAAUAUGAAGGAGAACCAGGUUUGAUUGGAGAAAAUGGUGAAAUAAAUUGGAAUUGUCCAUGUUUGGGUGGUAUGGCAACAGGUCCAUGUGGAUAUGAAUUCAGGAAUGCAUUUAGCUGUGUUAAAAACAGUACAGCAGACCCAAAAGGGGCAGAUUGUUUCGAGCAUUUUCAAAAAAUGCAGGAUUGUUUUGUAAAGUAUCCAAAGUUGUAUGGUUCAGAAAAUGAAGAUUUAAGUGUUGAUGACAUUGAUGAUGAAAAAGGAAAUAGCAAAGAAAUCAGUCACACAUUCAAAAAAGAGGAAAAUAUUUUAGAACAGAAAAAAUAA
This is a messenger RNA of Helobdella robusta, 414 nucleotides long. RefSeq lists its product as hypothetical. The record is from RefSeq and is a predicted model, not a curated record. Gene Ontology annotation, biological process: protein import into mitochondrial intermembrane space. Gene Ontology annotation, cellular component: mitochondrial intermembrane space. Bases 1 to 414 code for a protein of 137 amino acids. Gene Ontology annotation, molecular function: protein-disulfide reductase activity. Lineage: Eukaryota; Metazoa; Annelida; Clitellata; Rhynchobdellida; Glossiphoniidae. The transcript has 4 exons.